GCAUCUAUAACAUAAUCUACUGAAAUGUCAAAUGUCAAAACACAGCUGUAAAUAAUGUCUCAGGAGGGUCUGAAACAUGUUAAAUUAAUGUCUGAAUCUUACAAUAAUGUUGUUCAGGUGUCACUGAAUGUGAAACAUUAGUACUAAUGUUCUGUUUGUUGCUCACAGGUGGCUGCAGGUCACAGCUGGCAGCAGCAUCACACAGCAGCUGAAACUAUAAAGUUUGCCACUGGAGCGGAUGCAGCGUCAAAAAAGGACUGUUACAGAAAAACCUGCAUGUCUACAGAGUAUGACACCCGCGAGGCUGUGUGCUGUGAGAAUCAACUUCACAAAGGCGCAGAGGCAGAGUUGUCAUGUUGUGGACAGGAGGUUUUCAACCCUGCCGUAGCCACUUGUUGUAAAGUAAAACAUGAAAACACCACGACAGUUAAUAUCACGCAGGGUAUAAGCAAAAUGGUGUCAGAUUGCUGUGGACUGAAGGCCUUCAACUCACUCAAUGAAAUAUGCUGCCAGUCAACUAUCAUAGUCAGACCUGUGCCAAAUGCCCAAUGUUGUGGUAAAGUGGCUUUUGAUGAAGAAAAGCAGCUGUGUUGUGGUCCGAACGAGACGGUCUUGACCAGGAAAUCACCAGAUGAGCAAUGCUGUGGACAUGAGGUGUACAACACCAAGACAGAGUGCUGCUAUGAGGCAGAAGAUGUUUUAAAGAAGGCGUCCAUCUGUUCACAACGGUGUUCAAAGGAGUCAGAAAAGCAGCCGUGUUGUGGUCCGAACGAGACGGUCUUGAUCAGGAAAUCACCAGAUGAGCAAUGCUGUGGACAUGAGCUGUACAACACCAAGACAGAGUGCUGCUUUCAGGAAGGAGAUGUUUUAAAGAAGGAGCCCAUCUGUUCACAACGGUGUUCAAAGGAGUCAGUUAAUAUCAAGCAGGGUAUAAGUAAAACGGUGUCAGAUUGCUGUGGACUGAAGGCCUACAACCCACUCAAUGACAUAUGCUGCCAGUCAACUAUCAUAGUCAGACCUGUGCCAAAUGCCCAAUGUUGUGGUAAAGUGGCUUUUGAUAAAGAAAAGCAGCUGUGUUGUGGCCCGAACAAGACGGUCUUGACCAGGAAAUCACCAGAUGAGCAAUGCUGUGGACAUGAGCUGUACAACACCAAGACAGAGUGCUGCUAUGAGGCAGACGAUGUUUUAAAGAAGGCGUCCAUCUGUUCACAACGGUGUUCAAAGGAGUCAGGUGCGCAACAACAGAAACCAAGCUCCCAGCCCAACUGCACCAAGCCUCAGACACACCUCUGUGGGUCAUCAUGUUACAAUCCGAAUGAAUUCCGCUGCUGUGAGAGAAACCAAACAGAGCCCCAUUGGUGCUGUGCAGGUCAAUGUGAUGCUGUACCGACAGUGUAUAACCCACGUACACAUGUCUGCUGUGACGGCUGUGUAUCUGAUGGGAAGCCUUGGAUUGAUCAAUUUCAUGGCUUACCUGGACUGGAGCAGCACUGCUGUGGGAGAGAAGUCUACCAGCCUGAUACUGAGAUCUGCUGUGAUGGACACAGAGAGAAGAUUCCUUUAAAAUGCUGUGGGAUUAAAGCCUAUGACAUUAAAGACCCACAGAUGAAGUGCUGUGCAGGGAGACUGUACAACCUGACGUCCAUAGGCGAGCAAGGACAUGACGAACAGUGCUGUGGAUCCAUUCUGCAUAACUCCUCAUCAGUCAAGAGUGUAUGCUGCUCGAGUGAGGACAACGAGGUGCUCUACUCUAUCAAGACAGGAUUCGGAUGCUGUGGUCACCUCUACUAUAACUCCACCCUGUGGUCAUGCUGUGCAGGGAAGCUGAGCCCAGUCAGUCAGUUGUGUGCAGAAUCCAGACUUCUGUCACUGAACAAUCUGAAUGAAACAGAUCUUUGCAAAGAAAUGUACAUCGGGACUGUGGAGAGUGUGUCUUUGGUCACCGUCGUGUUCAGAAACGUGCUGAAAAUCCAUGGAAGAAACGGAACGGUGAAACCUCUGGCUUUGCCUCAUUUCCUGAAAAUACCUGAUCACUACAAUUCUACUAAACUGAUCCCUGGCAAGACCUACUUCUUUCAUGAUUCUACUAAACUGAUCCCUGGCAAGACCUACUUCUUUCAUGAUGUGAAUUUCUUUGCAGAUUUCAAACACCACUCUGACCUUCAGUCACUCGAUUUCAUUUUUUCUAAGUGUUAUGAGCAAUGAUGGUCUGGGGCUGCAUGCAGCCCUCCAAAAGCCCUGUCCUCACAGUGAAGCUGCAGGGUUUAUGCACUUUCCAAUUUUGACCAAAACCCAGGUGAUUUCUGAAUGUAGUCUUAAUCGUGCCUUGUCAGCUACCUAAGAAGAUAUAAUGUAUGAAUAUGACAACUUUGGAGUUACGUGAGUUACCUUAGGUGUAUUCUUCCUCUUCCGAUGGAGGCUAUGCACGGACAAAGACAAAAUUGAUAUCAACCCUACCAACCAACUACUGGUAAGACAUUAAGCAAGUAAACAAUCCCAAAUUUCAAAGUAGCAGGGCAUUACUUGAAUUAUUUACUAUGAUGUUUUACUGAGUUUCUAAUUGUAAUCCUUAUACCACUUGUUACUAAGGACAGUAAUUAGUACAUUGACCAAUAUGGUGACAAAUUCAACUGUACACUGUGAAGUACUCCUCCUAUUCUACUAUGAUUAUUUUCCAAAGUUUGACAAAAGCUACAGCAUUAAAACCUUGGUUUCUGCAGUCUAAACUAUACAACCAAUAUUAAUUUGGUGUGAAAGUAACCGACUUCCUAGCUAUCAUGGUGGCAGCAUGCAAGUGUAUCAAUACAUAGCUUGAUUCUUACAUAAGCUAAACAGCUAAUAUGUUUUGUUUUUCAGAAUAUUAUGCUAAUUUUAAUUGUUUUUAUAUACCUUUGAAUUUUGUCCAGAUCUACUCAUAAAUGUCAAUUGUUUGCACACGUCCUCCACUCAUAUGAUUGUAUGUUUAUAUGUAAAUGGCAUAAAAUAUUGCUCGUGUCAUGAUUUAUGAAGCUAGUAAUGAAUUUGCCUUUCAUCAAAAAUAUCAGGGAUACAAAUAUGUAUGUGGAUGACCUUAUCACCUAGUGGUUCCAUUGUGGUGACUUUGAUUUGUUUUUCACCAUAACUAUUUUUUUUCUCCUUUGGUGCAUUCAUGCUUCAGUUGUUAAUCAAGUGAAUAUAAUUUUUGUACUGUAAUACACUAAGAAAUUGUGAAAAUAGCAUCUGUUUUGCAUUUGUACUGUACUUUACUCAUUCAUACAACUGUAUGUGAAAGACAUAAACAAUUUACAUCUAACCAAAGAUAUUUUUCAUAAAAGCAACAUAAACACUUAGUAUUGCAUGUUUUAAUACAGUAUGUUUGACUUAUAAACAUACAAUUUUAAAUUGCAUGUUUAUUUUUAAUUGACUCACAUGUGACACCACAUACAGUACUUUGG
This is a messenger RNA of Thunnus maccoyii (southern bluefin tuna), 3434 nucleotides long. RefSeq lists its product as uncharacterized. The transcript has 17 exons. The record is from RefSeq and is a predicted model, not a curated record. NCBI's taxonomy places the organism in Eukaryota, Metazoa, Chordata, Actinopteri, Scombriformes, Scombridae. The coding region runs from base 277 to 2205 and encodes 642 amino acids.